AUGUACGGCUCCGGAGGCAAGAAGUCGCUCUUUGGCGGCAACCUUCCAGCCCCGAACAACUCGGCAGCGCCGCUACUGAGCGCACAGGACCGCUCGUUGCUGGUGUCUGUUUGCGGCGACACUUGGGAACAUGAGCAGUAUGCCUGUUGUGACGGCACCCAACUCAAUGAUCUCCAGACACAGCUUCACAAGGCAGAGCCACUGAUCAGCUCGUGUCCCGCCUGCAAAGACAACUUCUUCCAGCUGUUUUGCCACUUCACGUGUUCCGCAAACCAGUCCACAUUUGUCAACGUGACGAGGACCGGCACCUCGCUGUCGGGCUCACCAGUCGUGGCCGAGGUUGAUGUGCAGAUGGACGCAGCAAUGGCUGCCCAGUUUUACGACUCGUGCAAAAACAUCAAAUUCAGUGCCACUAACGGAUACGCCAUGGACCUUAUAGGAGGAGGUGCCAAGAACUACUCGCAAUUUCUUAAGUUCUUGGGAGAUGAGAAGCCGAUGCUGGGCGGUUCGCCGUUCCAGAUCAACUUUCACACCCAGAACGAGUCCGAGCUGGUGCCGCUGGCGCUGCCGUUCCAUGCUUGCGACGACGAAGACGAAAACUACAGAUGCGCCUGUGCAGACUGUCCCGGCUCGUGUCCCGCGCUGCCCGAGCUCAAACGACAAGAGUCCUGUCGAGUCGGUGUGCUCCCGUGCUUCUCGUUCUCGGUCGUUUUGGUGUACUCGCUCGGUCUCGCCUUGUACAUCGGGCUCUACGCUGUGGCCGUGGCGCGGUCGCGCUCGCAGUCGCUGUUGCUCGACCAGCUCGAGUCUCCGGCGUUUGCGGGCUCUGAAACCGAACUGCUCGAGGGUUCCGACGACCAGUUCGACAACUUCGACCACUACGUGGCCAAGGACUCGUACAUUAUCAACAAUGUGUUGGAGAAAUGGUUUGCCAAGCUGGGCCUCAAGUGCUCGCAAAGCCCGUGGGUUGUGAUUGGCCUGUCGCUUGGCGCAUCCGUGCUGCUCUCGCUGUUUGUGUUCAUGAUCCAGCUCGAGACUGACCCGGUCAACCUCUGGGUCAGCCCGACCUCUGCCUCGUACCUCGAGCGCAAGGUGUUCGACGAGAGUUUCGGUCCAUUUUACAGGACACAGCAAAUCAUUCUUGCCAAUCGUACCGGCGACUCUGUGCUCCAGGACUACCGAGCCAUCGAAUGGUGGUUUGCAAAAGAGCAGGAAAUCGCUGCUUUGACAGUCCAGGUCGAUAACACGACUGUCGCGUACGACGACCUGUGUUUCAAGCCCCUGGGCGAGACGUGCGCGCUGGAGUCCUUCACACAGUACUUCUACGGCGACAUCGGCCAGCUGCCCGAGAGCUCGUGGCAGAGCAAGAUCCAGGACUGCGCAAACUCGCCUGUCAACUGUCUACCGUCGUUCGGCCAGCCACUCAAGCCGCAGCUUGUGUUUGGUGGCUUCAGCGACUCGGUGUUGUCCGCCAAGGCGCUGGUGGUCACGCUGCUGCUCAACAACAACAACGAUCCGCACGAUCCUCAAAUCAGGAACUCCUUGGCAUGGGAAGCCGUGCUUGAAAAGUUUCUGACCGAGUUGCAGGUCGAGGCACGUGAUCAUGGACUUGAAAUCAGCUUCAGUACCGAGCUCUCUCUUGAAAAGGAACUCAACAAGUCCACCAACAGUGACAUCCGCAUUGUCGUCAUCUCGUAUCUGGUGAUGUUUGCAUACGCGUCGAUCGCUCUGGGCAGCGGCGGCCAGAAGCACCAGAUGAAAGUUGAGUCUGGCUCGCCGCUUGCAUUUCUGAUCCGCACUCGUUUUGGCCUUGGUCUCGUGGGUAUCUUUAUUGUACUGCUUUCGGUGGUCGCAUCGGCGGGAUUCUGGAGUUUGUUCGGCCUCAAAUCGACGCUCAUCAUUGCAGAGGUCAUUCCGUUCCUUGUGCUGGCCAUUGGCGUCGACAAUAUCUUCCUCAUUGCCAACGAGCUCCACAACUGCAACCAUCUCAACUACAACAACGACGACAUCCAUGUGCGCAUAUCCAAGACAAUGGCCAAAAUCGGGCCCAGCAUCGUCCUCAGCACCUCGUGCCAGUUCAUCUGCUUCCUUCUUGCCAGUUCCGUCGGGAUGCCUGCCGUGAAGAACUUUGCGCUGUACUGCGCUCUCGCUGUCGUGCUCAACUCGGCGCUGCAGCUUACUGCGUUCGUUUCUGUGCUCUCACUCGACCAGCAACGCGUUGAAGACUUGCGUCUAGAUUGUCUGCCGUUCAUCAAGCUGGACGGCAAUUACCAUCCGGUCUCGCUGCCUGAGGACACUCCGGACAACCAGGAGGGCCUAUCGCAGCUGCUCGAAUACUCGAACGACAACAUCUUCAACAAGUUUGUGCGCAACUACUAUGCUCCGUUGUUGUUUGACCGCAGGGUGGUUAAAUGGUGUCUGGCCUUUUUCGCCCUGCUGCUCGGCGUGUCUCUGUCGCUACUGCCAGGAAUUGAGCUAGGAUUCGAUCAGCGCAUAGCCAUCCCGUCCGACUCCUAUCUGAUUGACUAUUUCAACGCUGUCUACAAUUAUCUUGAAGUGGGGCCUCCAAUAUACAUGGUUGUGUCCUCGCUGGACGUCACAAAGCUGGAAAAUCAGCAAAAGCUUUGCGGAAGAUUCACCACUUGCGACGAGUACUCUUUGGUGAACGUGAUGGAACAGGAGUACAAACGCGGGGAGCUGAGCACCGUUAGCGACCCUGUUACUAGCUGGAUAGAUGACUUUCUGCUCUGGCUCAACCCUGAUCUCACAGACUGCUGUCGGUUGAAGAAAUCGAACAAGUCUGAGUUUUGUACCCCGAACAUACCCUCCAGACAAUGUGCGGUGUGCUACGAGGACAAAGAGUGGAGUUUCAAGAUGGAAGGGUUUCCUGAGAACGAAACCUUUAUAAAAUUCUUCAAUCAGUGGAUUGAGUCGCCUUCUGACCCGUGUCCCCUCGGAGGAAAAGCUCCAUAUUCCAGCUCAAUUUUGCAGGACAAAAAUGGCGCGAUUGUGCGGUCCGCCUUCCGCACGUCGCACGUGCCGCUGAGGUCGCAAGAUGACUUUAUCAGCGCAUAUCACCAGUCCCUACGCAUCGUCAAGGAAAUUAAAGCCCGCAUGGAUCUAGACAUCUUUGCAUACUCGCCGUUCUACAUUUUCUUUACGCAGUAUGAGACGAUCGUCUCACUGACGUUCAGACUACUUCUCUCGGCGCUGAUUCUCGUCUACGUGACCAGUUCGUUCCUCCUUGGCUCGUUCCGAAACUCGACAAUUCUUGUGGUGAACAUUGUCUCAAUCCUUGUCAACAUUGGCGGAGCAAUGACUCUAGGUGGCAUCUCGUUGAACGCCGUUUCGCUCGUCAAUAUUCUGAUCUGUCUGGGCCUGUCCGUGGAGUUCUCCAUCCACCUGGUCAAGGCGUUCAAUUUUACCGAGGACGAUGCCAAGUCAGACCCUUUCUCGAGAGCGUACAACGCUUUGAUCUUUAUUGGGGGGUCGACUCUGAGCGGAAUCACGCUGACGAAACUGAUCGGGAUUGUUGUCCUAGGCUUCACACGGUCCAAAAUAUUCCAGAUCUACUAUUUCCGCAUGUGGUUCAGCCUGAUCGUGCUAGCAUCGCUACACUCCCUGGUGCUGCUGCCGCUGUUGCUGAGCAUCUUUGGUGGAAAAGGCUACCAGGUCUCGAGCUUCGCCAACACCAACAGUCCAGAGGUGGUGAGACGUCUACGUCAGGAAGAAAAUGUGUCAUAG
This is a messenger RNA of Ogataea angusta, 3744 nucleotides long. RefSeq lists its product as uncharacterized. The transcript has a single exon. Gene Ontology annotation, cellular component: membrane. Bases 1 to 3744 code for a protein of 1247 amino acids. The record is from RefSeq and is a predicted model, not a curated record. NCBI's taxonomy places the organism in Eukaryota, Fungi, Ascomycota, Pichiomycetes, Pichiales, Pichiaceae.